AUGCCGACCUCGGAAAAUACUGUGAUUGAUCUCUUCCAAGGGUGGCCGGCCCCCAGCCUGCUUCCCACCUCGCUCCUCCAGGCGGCGUCCCAAACACUCCUUUCAAAUCCGUCUCUUUCAACGCCAUCACUCCUUUAUGGCCCGGAUCCAGGUCCGCCGUCUCUGCUGGAGACGCUCUCUGUCUUUUUGUCCAAGUUCUAUUCAACGCCGUGGACGUCUCCCUCUCGAUUAACCAUCACCGGCGGAGCGAGCCAAAGUCUGGCAUGUAUCCUCCAAGUAUAUACAGAUCCUUCUUUCACCAAGAAUGUGUACAUGGUGGCACCGACCUAUUUCCUGGCGUGUCGCAUUUUCGAAGAUAAUGGGUUCGCCGGCAGGCUGAGGGCCGUCCCGGAAGACCAGGAAGGUAUCGACAUUGAGAGGCUGGAGGAACUACUCGCUCGUGACGACUUGGAAAAUGGAUGGCGUGACCAACGUCCCACGAAACAACCUCUUCCCUGUCAGAAACAUUUUCAGAACAUCAUCUACUGUGUCCCCACAUUUUCCAAUCCAUCUGGAAAGACCAUGUCUCUUCGCCGGAGAGAACAACUCGUCCGCUUAGCUCGUAAGCACAACGCUCUGGUUGUCACCGACGAUGUCUACGACCUGCUCCACUGGAACCCGACUCGGCUUGGUGAGGCUGCCGUGCCGCGACUGGUGGAUGUAGAUCACACCCUCGACGGCGGUGUGGUCUCCCCGUUCGGAAAUGUGGUUAGUAAUGGUUCCUUUUCCAAAAUCCUCGGGCCAGGCCUUCGCACCGGAUGGACAGAAUCCACGGAACUCUUCGCAUUGGGGCUAUCAAAGUGCGGAUCGACGCGCAGCGGCGGUUCUGCCAGCCAGUUCACUGCAUCCACUAUCGCCGAAUCUCUCCGAUCGAGUGCCUUUCAACAAUACCUGGACUGUGUCCUGGUCCCGGCCUAUCGCCAUCGUGCUGCAAUUGCAUUGGAAGCGGUGCAGAGAUACCUGCUGCCUCACGGGGCCAUUUUGAUCUCCCUAGACGGAAAUUCCAACCCAAAACUCCCGAAAAACACCAGCCUUGCGGUGGAUGGCGGUUACUAUAUUUAUAUCCACCUGCCUGAACAGCUCGAUGCCACACGAUUCGCCGAAGUGGCAGAGCGACAAGAAAAUGUCAUUGUGGGCAGCGGGGAGAAUUUCGAGGUCGUGGGAGACGAAGCCAGUGUCCGGAUCAAACAUGGUGUACGUUUGUGCUUCGCGUGGGAAGACGAAGAUCGUAUUGUUGAAGGCAUCCGGAGACUCGGUAAGGUGUUGGAGCAAGCCAUGGCCAACAUCAAGACUUGA
Messenger RNA from Capronia coronata CBS 617.96, 1335 nucleotides. RefSeq lists its product as uncharacterized. Gene Ontology annotation, biological process: biosynthetic process. NCBI's taxonomy places the organism in Eukaryota, Fungi, Ascomycota, Eurotiomycetes, Chaetothyriales, Herpotrichiellaceae. Gene Ontology annotation, molecular function: pyridoxal phosphate binding; L-2-aminoadipate:2-oxoglutarate transaminase activity. The transcript is spliced from 2 exons. Bases 1 to 1335 code for a protein of 444 amino acids. The record is from RefSeq and is a predicted model, not a curated record.